GGGUGUUGGAUGGGUGCCUAUAGGUUCAAUUGAUGUUGAAAAAGCAAAGGUAGCUGCUGCAGCUCUGGCUGAGAGAGGGUAUCGUCAGCACCCAAGCAACUUCAAAUUCAAACUCACCACUGAAGACAUUCCCAUGGUGCUGGCUAAGGCCAACGCUCAGGUUAUGAACAAGAAAGCAUACGUUGAUGCCUGGGACAAAGAAAAGUCGAAGAUCCACAUCAUGCCUGACGCUAUGGAUGUUCUUCUGGCCAAAGCAAACAAUGUCAACUUCAGCUAUAAAAAGUACAAGCAGGCACAUGAAGACGCCAAGAAAAAGGGAUAUGACAUGCGUAAUGAUGCCAUAUCCAUCAUUGCAGCCAGGGCCUCCAGGGACAUUGCCAGUGAUUACAAAUACAAGACAGGAUACCGCAAGCAGGUCGGCCACCACAUUG
This is a messenger RNA of Plectropomus leopardus (leopard coralgrouper), 431 nucleotides long. The record is from RefSeq and is a predicted model, not a curated record. NCBI's taxonomy places the organism in Eukaryota, Metazoa, Chordata, Actinopteri, Perciformes, Serranidae.